Messenger RNA from Bufo gargarizans (Asiatic toad), 1109 nucleotides. RefSeq names its product regulator of G protein signaling 5 (gene RGS5). Lineage: Eukaryota; Metazoa; Chordata; Amphibia; Anura; Bufonidae. The record is from RefSeq and is a predicted model, not a curated record. Bases 208 to 753 code for a protein of 181 amino acids. The transcript is spliced from 5 exons.
AAGAGACUGCUUCAGAGUGAGAGAACUAGAGAGUUUGUCUGUCAAAGUGAAAGACAGCUAUAUCAGACAGCCAGAGACAGACCGGACUGAAGACUACAACAGAAGACCAGAAACAGCUGUCUUCCCAAAAAACCAAGACAGCGACUUUAAGAAAGGAAAAGAUUUCCCCAGUUUCUUCAGGACCAGACUCACUCAGCAGAAGCCAAAAUGUGUAAAGGACUAGCAGCCCUGCCCCACACCUGCCUGGAAAGGGCCAAGGAAAUAAAGACCAAACUUGGAACUCUUCUUCAAAAGCCAGAAACUGCCUUUGAUCUAAUUAUCCCAUACCCUGAAAAGCCUGAAAAGACAAUCAAGGCAUCCAAACCACCAGUAGACGAGGCCGCGCAAUGGAAAGAUUCUCUGGAGAAGCUUGUUCAGAACAGCUAUGGGCUUUCUGCCUUCCAGAACUUUCUGAAGAUGGAAUUCAGCGAGGAGAACAUUGAGUUCUGGAUGGCUUGUGAGGAUUACAAAAAGACCAAGACCCCAACCAAGCUGGCUUUAAAGGCUAAGAAAAUCUAUGAAGAAUUCAUCCAAGCAGAGGCUCCCAGAGAGGUCAACAUUGAUCACUUCACCAAAGCUGUGACCAUGAAGAACUUGGUGGAACCAUCACCCUCAAGUUUUGAACUGGCCCAGAAGAAGAUCUUCGCUCUAAUGGAGAAGGACUCUCUGCCCAGAUUUAUCCGCUCAGACAUCUAUCAGGAGCUAGUGAAGUAGCGGUGUGAUGGAGCUGUGCAGGGCACCCCCAGCACACCUUGACUUUCACCCUCUGGUUUGCUGAUCUGUUGUUUCUGCAGUUGCUUUUUCUAAUGGGCUCUUUCAAUUGACUGUUGUUGCCAAUCUGUCCAUUAUUUCACAGAUUAAAGAAAGCCUGCACAACUUCUGCUAGUUAUAAAUAGUACAAAAAAAAUUAUAAAAAGUUAUCCCAUUUAAUUCAUUUACCAAGUUCUUGAUGAUGUGAGAAGUAGUAGAAGAGCAUAUGGAAUGCAAUUAUUGCGGUGGCUUGGUCCGUUCCAUUUAUCGCCCCACCUGCCCCUUGUGGUUUUGAGACAGCACUUUGCACAACAGAUCAU